Xenia sp. Carnegie-2017 is the source of this 4733-nucleotide messenger RNA. RefSeq names its product AP-3 complex subunit mu-1-like. Gene Ontology annotation, molecular function: RNA endonuclease activity; protein serine/threonine kinase activity; protein tyrosine kinase activity. Bases 3017 to 4582 code for a protein of 521 amino acids. The record is from RefSeq and is a predicted model, not a curated record. Gene Ontology annotation, biological process: protein phosphorylation; mRNA processing; intracellular protein transport. Gene Ontology annotation, cellular component: cytoplasmic vesicle; IRE1-TRAF2-ASK1 complex; clathrin adaptor complex. The transcript has 9 exons. Lineage: Eukaryota; Metazoa; Cnidaria; Anthozoa; Malacalcyonacea; Xeniidae.
AAUUUCAAAAUAUAUUCAUUUGCCGCUUUGGGAUUGAAAGUCGGUAGACUGUAUGUACAUGGGGAGAACUACAAGCUACGAAAGGAGUCAAAGACACAACAGCUUGACGUGUUACAUGGCUGCUUGAAGCAUAUGGAGUUGCUGGUCCGAACAAGAAGUUGGCAUUCCACUAUUCAACGUGGCUUCAAUUCUUUCCGUUUUCUGGUGUUACUUGGGUACUUAGAGCGUAUGGAUUUCCUAAACGGAAUUUGAUAGGUAGUCUUGACGGUCGUUAUGGAUUUACCUGCAAACAUUGGCUCAUAGAUCCUGCCUAUAGAGAUUUUAUCUCGUUUGAGAGGAAGAGAGUUUUAGAGAAAAGUCGCAUUAAAAAGUAUUCGACACAGUUUGAUGGUUAUAAUCUGAGGCGUACAAAAACGACGACAAUAUCAAAGUUUGUCAUCUUCUUAAACACUCAAAGCUCGUCAAAGUGAUUAUACAGUGUCGCGGUGUCGCCUAGUCCCAACAAGAGUGAACUCUUCAAAAAAGAAUUUCUAACCAAGGCAACAUUCGGUGUUUUUCACUAUAAAAGGGCCCGUUCUGUUGUAUACAACCAGAGGGCACAGGCAUAUAUUAUAUAUGCGUAUGACGUUUGAAAUAGUACUUGAAAUUCCUUAUCCAUUCUUGCAGUAAAUAUAUUUGUUUCCCGCUGCGAUCUAUAGAAAUGCUUUAUAUUUAUUAUCAAAGGAUAUUAAUCUACGACGCAUUUAACAUACUUUGAUGUUUAUAAUUUGUUUAUAACAAAAAUGGCAACGAAAUCGAAGUUUUGUCAAAUUUUCAAACACUCGUCGUAGUAAUUGUAAGUUUUCCAGACUUUGUUUUAUUGUAUUAAUCACAAAACUAAAGAAUGGUACGCGUUAAAUGUUAGGUUGAAUAUAUGCGAAAUAUUUCAUGAUGUAUAAUCUAUUCAUUUGCCAGGGUUAGUUCUGUUUAUCUUAUUUAUCCUUCUGUAUUUAACUCUAUGUUUUUAACCUUAUAUUUUUUGUACACAUUUCGCCACAGCGAUAAAAAAGAAAAAACUUUGUCGAGCCGAUGAACUGAUCUAAAACAUUUAAUGUUUUCCCUUGUCGGAUUACGAUGUAAAUCGUUGCCGGAAAUGACACGCAGGCAAUUUAAAAAUAAUAAUUUUUGGGAAAGUUGGUCUUGGCAUUAUUUAACUCGAUUGCAUGAUUUAUCAUUUGUAUCUGAAAUUCUUUUACAUUAUUUCUUCAAAAUUUUGUUAUUUGUGAAUAUUUAUAAGAAUUAGUUGGUUAACAGACAGUUUUUGAGCCACUGGCCAUUAGGGCAUUAACCGUGUGUUAAAACUCAGCUAAAAUUGCUCGUAUUUGUUGAGCGGUGAGAAAAUAAGGACAUAAGGAAGUAUUGAAGAUUGUUGAUAAAUAGUAUGGAAGUAUAAGAAAAUACAUGUAAUAAAUGUAUGAAUAGUUAAAUAAAAACAUAAAUAAAUUAUAAAAUUUUAACAAUGAAAGUAGACAAGUCAUAUAGUCACUGAUGUCGAAACUAACUAUCGAUUUGGCAAACACGAUGUGCAGUCUACGACAUCGUGAAAAUGGAGCAAAAAUAUUUCAUUUAUGCAAAUGACUUCACAAACAAAUCUAUAAAUUUGUUUGCGACUAACCAUUUAGCUAGCGACUUUUAGCUAUGUAUAAUUUUAAUUGCAUGCUUAUUUACAGCAAGGGUUAUGACAAAGGAUAGAGCAUUCAUACUUGCUUUUCAGUUAUACCUGCACAUGUUUUCUACUCAUGAAAAAACCCACAGCUAGUGCGAAGUAUAGCUACUUUAGUAGGAUAAGAAUAGGACAAAAUUUCAAAAUAGGAGCAAGAUUUCAAAAUUGGUCAUUGUUAAGUCACAUAUUCAUUUAUCCAUGUCUUUGAAACAGAUAACAUAAACUGUCGCAGAAUACAUUUACAUAGUUAAGAACAAAUUUGUUUAUAUCUAUCAUAUUUUUAGCUCAAGAAUCUCCAUCAAUUAAUUUUCUUUAUUGUUUUAAACUGAAUACCCAAGAAAACAGUCAAUAAGACGUUAGAAAUUUUGUAUUGCGUUAAACACGACAGCAAAUGAGCGCCUAAAAUCUACGUAGAAAUAAAUGAAACAAAAAAUUUUCCAGUUCACUUGUAACAAAUAACAGUCGAAGUUAAUUCACAGAUACUCUUUCAACGCUUCUAAAAGAACCACUACUUUUCCUUUGAUUAAUCCAAAGUUGGGAUUGGAAAGUUCCACUGAAGGAAAGUUGGAAAUAAUAAUCACGAGCUCAAACAAAUAUUUGCCGUAUCACGAGAAGAGAUGGGGAUAUGGCAGUCACAACCAGCAGCUGUGCACUUCUUGGAAGAGGGAAAUUUUAAUAUGAAAAAUGGCGAUUACGAAAGGGCAAUUACACACUACCAAGAAUGUUUGAAUGUUACAAACGAAAUUAUGACAUUAGAAUGUUUGAAUGUUUCUAAUUAUGAAAUUAGAAUGUUUGAAUGUUACAAACGAAUUAGCGUCAAAAUAAUGGCGUUCUUUGGUCUUGGUAACGCUUAUACUUUCUCUAAUGAAUGGCAGGAAGGAUUAAACUGUUUUAAUCAUUAUUUGAAUCUUUCUUCUAAAGUGGAAAGUAAGUAUUUUCAGCAUGAAGUAUAUCUUGGCCUGGGGAAUAUUCAUUCUACCACUGAAAGACUGAAGGACGACAUAAAGAAAGAUGAAAUGGAUUGUCUCUGCCAUAUUGCAUUAGGAGGAUUGAAUAAGUUGCUUGGAAAUUAUGAGAAAUCUCUGGAGCAUUAUGGUAAAGGAUUUUCUCUUAUUGAAUCUCAACAGCAACAACAUGAACAGCAUCAUCGACCACAACGACCAAGAAAAGUUGGUGGUAUCAACGUUAGUAAAGAUUUCGUCGACCAUUACUUUAAGAACUUGUCAAUUGUUACUUCAGCUGGAAUUGUGAAUGGAGUGUUGGCUGUUUUAUGGGAACUAGCGGAGUUGUUUGAUAAACUUAAACAAUGGGGAGAUGCAACAUUUAUAUAUGAAAUAUAUCUGGAGAUGGUCAAAAGAUGAAGAUAUAGAAAAACAAAAGAACGUCAUGAAGCGUCUGGUGCAAAUAUACGAUGAAGAAGAGCGUUAUUACUUAAGAAAUUCGAUGGAAGCCAAGUUACAAGAAAUCAUUAAGAAAAAGGACGAAAAAGAGUGGGAAUACAUUGGUGAAUCUGUUAAACAUAAAGAAUUGUUCUUAAAAUUGAUUAAGUAUGGACGAAAUCCCAAUGUCGAGGUCAAGCAUGUAGACAAUGUACGUGUAAUUUUCUCAGAGGAGUUUUGCAUCGGCAAAGGAAGUGAUAGAAUCCGUGUUUAUCUGGGACUGAAAAAGGAUGGUUACGGCAAAGCAGUAAAACGAAUACGUCGAGAUAACUGCAUCACGAUUGCCAAGAAAGAAAAGGAAAUCUUGAACGAAUUCAACGCAAAGGAGUCGAAAUAUGUUGUGAAAUAUUACUACUUGGAUAAAGACACUGGAACAAACUAUGUCUAUUUGAUACUAGACCUAUGUGAAGAAUCGUUGGAAAGUUUUGUGGAAUCUUCUACAUUGCAGGUUCUUCAAAAAUCUCUUCCCGAAAUUCUCAGACAAAUGUUAAAAGGAUUAGCUGAUCUUCACUCAGACCCAUGUCCUAUUCUUCAUCGGGAUUUAAAGCCUUCCAAUGUUCUCCGAGACACACAUGGUAAAUUUCUGAUUGCUGACUUCGGUAUAAGUCGAAAAUUGAAGGUUGACCUUAAGACGUAUUAUACUAGCUCUAAAAGCGGAACUCGGGAUUGGAUUGCUCCUGAAUCAUAUUGUAAAGAUGAAGAUUCAGUUGAUAAAGCACGUUACAAAAAAGAGUCAGAUGUAAUGAAUGCCGGAAUGUUGGCUUAUUAUGUUGCAACAAAAGGGAAGCAUCCUUUUGGUUCUGAAGACUGUAGACUACAAAACUUGUUACAUGGAAAUCAUGUUGGCUUGGACGAAAUAAAGGAUGCUGCUUUCUUAGACCUUUUGUUAUGGAUGCUACAACUAAAACCAGAAGACAGGCCAUCAGCCAACGAGGCGUUAAAACAUCCUUAUCUACAAUCCGAUAAGGAGAAGUUUGACAUGCUGUGUGAUGUUGGGAAUCAACCGGAGAUAAGACAACCACAAUGUCAAAAUUCAGAUGUUCGUAAGCAGUUGGAUUGUCAUUCAAAAUGGAUGGAGCUUAUCGACGAUAAAGUAUUAGAAGAUUUCACAACCUUUCAAAAUAGCAGCAAAAAAGUUAAUUAUGAGUCGUCAUGGGCAAGUUGUUUAAGAUUCAUACGAAACGUUGACCAGCAUUGGAAGGAUAAGCCUCGUCCACAUCUAUCGCCAUAUGUUAAAGAAGGAAACUAUAAAAAGUACUUUUUGCAACAUUUUCCCGAUCUUCCUCUUCGUGUGCAUAAAAUCAUAAGGUCAACUGACUGGAAAACAAGAACUGAUCUCGAGAAACAUUUUACCUGUACUGAACAUCAUGUGAAAAUUGAAGAAGUUAGUGGAAAGAAAAGCAAAGACGUCAUGGACAAUUUUGAUCUUGAUGGUAAAUAAAGUUACAACAAACUAAUGCUUACUAGAAGUUAAUCACUCAAAAUAUAACUCUUGUCUACGACUUAGCAUAUAUUAUUUUAGGAAUUGGUAAAAUGAUGUAAAUUGAUGAGAAUCCACUUUGUAACAGUAAAUAAAAGUCGAUUAUUCUAAU